UCAACUUUUUUUUCUGCUCUAACUAUCCAGAAUUUCCAGCUAUGCGUCCAAAAACUGGGAGUGCUGAUCGAGGAUUCCGACCAAAAUCUCAAGUAUCUUGGGUUGCUGGCAAUGGGCAAGAUUCUACAAACUCAUCCAAAAGCUGUACAGGCUCAUAAGGAUAUAGUGCUGAGAUGCUUGGACGAUAAAGAUGAGAGCAUACGACUGAGGUCUUUGGAUUUGCUUUACGGUAUGGUGUCCAAGAAGAACAUCAUGGAAAUCGUGAAGAAACUCAUGGAGCAUGUGGAAUCUGCAGAAGGAUCUCAUUACAGGGACGAGUUAUUGUCGCGCAUAAUUGGCAUUUGUUGCUAUAAUAACUACCAGUUCAUUACUAACUUCGAAUGGUAUAUCUCGGUGUUGGUGGAGUUGACGAAAGUGGAAGGAACGAAGCAUGGAGCGAAGAUCGCAGAGCAGGUAGUGUUUCCCUUUCCAGAUGAUUCUAGGUCAGGGUCAUAG
Molecule: messenger RNA, 495 nt
Organism: Cooperia oncophora
Lineage: Eukaryota; Metazoa; Nematoda; Chromadorea; Rhabditida; Trichostrongylidae
Source: the annotation of a GenBank genome assembly